GCGACGGAGAAGCCCGCUUCCGCCGGAAGUGUGGGUUGCUACGGCAACAGUGCGUUGAGUGGCGCCUUUUGCUUCUGAAGGGCCGAAAGAAGAGGGACUGAAGGCGGCAAAAUGGCGUCCUUGCGCCGGGUCAGCCGUCCGGCAGAAGCACACGCAACGGCGGCCCAGGAGCUGGAGCGCAAGCAGCAUGAGGUGUACUUCCAGCAGAUGCGAGAGCUGGCGCACGCCCGGAAAGUGCAGCAGAUACGGGAGCUGGAGGUGAUGUGGGAGGCUGAGGAGCGCGUGGAGAAGAAGCGCGUCACCCGCCGCCUGAUCCAGGAGCAGCAUGAGCGCCGCAUGGAGGAGGCCCUACAGCGGGCAGAAGAAAACAAAAGGUUGAAGGAACUGGAGUUGGAGCAAGAAGAGAAGCUGGCGGCGGAACUGGCAAAACUGAAGCACGAUAAGCUGAAAGAUGAAAAGAUGAGGCAGCAAAUCAAAGAGAACAGCCUGGAACUCCGGGAGCUGGAGAGGAAGCUGCAGUCGGCGUAUAUGAACAAAGAGCGGGCAGCACAGAUCGCCGAGAAGGAAGCCCAGAAGUACGAGCAAAUGAAGGAGGACGCGGAGUUCUGCCGGGCGAUGAAGGAGGACCAGGAAAGGGCGGAGGAGGCGGAGAUCUCCAGCGAGGCGCAGCGCAACCAGGAGAAGCUCCUUUACCAGCAAGAGCUGGAGGGCCAGCUGGAGGAGCGCGAGCGGCGGAGGCAGGCCGCCUACGAGGAGUUCCUGCGGGAUAAGCUCCUCAUCGACGAAAUUGUGCGCAAGAUCUACGAGGAGGACGAAACGGCGAGGCAAGAGAAGAUGGAGAAGAAGCGAAUGACGCAGCGGUUCAUCGAGGAGUUCAAGCGGGACCAGGCCGAGCGGAAGCGCCAGCAGCGCGAGGAGAUGGAGGAGGAGAACCGGAGGCUUGUGGCGUUUGCCAACAUGUGGCAGGAGAGGGAGGACGGCCGGAUGGCCAAGGUCCGCCAGAGCGAGGAGCAGAAGCGCAUGCUCCAGCAGAAGCUGGCAGACAUCCUGGAGAAGGAGCAGCAGGAGCGGGAGGAGAUGGAGGAAGUCCGGACGGAGCUGCUCUGGGAGGAGCGCAUGGAGGCCGACCGGAAGAAGGAGAUGGAGGAGAUGGAGAAGAAGAUCCGCCAGCGGCUGGAGCUGCGCGAGGCCUACGAGGAGCAGCUGGCCAGCAAGGAGGUGCUGCUGCAGGCCAUGCGGGAGGAGGAGGCCGCCUUCCGGCAGGCCAUGCUGGCCAAGUUUGCAGAGGACGACCGGAUCGAGCAGAUGAACGCCCAGAAGCGCCGGAUGAAGCAGCUGGAGCACCGGAAGGAAGUGGAGCGGCUGAUUGAGGAGCGGCGCAAGCAGUUCCUGGCCGACAAGGAACGUGAACUGGAAGACAUCCAGGAGGCAGAAAGAAGGAAAGAGAUCGUCAACCACAUUAUUGAGGAGGAGCGGCAGAAGCUGCUCAAGGAGCACGCCGUGAAGCUGUUGGGGUACCUGCCCAGGGGUGUCCUCAAAGACGACCGGGACGUGGAGCUUCUCGGGGAGGAGUUUCGGCAGGUCUACCAGAGGCGGGAACGAGAGGGGGCCCCCGCGGAGCAGUGAAGGCAGGAGGAGGGAGGGGACCCAUCCAGAAUCCUCAGACGAGGAGUGCAGACGGCGGCAUCUCUGUGCCCGCAAAGCGGUAUGUCUCCAAAAUCACUCUGUGCACACAUGCCCCAACUCUCUGUCUCUCCUGGUUUUGUAGCAAUAAAUUGUAUUUCCAGCAA
Molecule: messenger RNA, 1790 nt
Organism: Anolis sagrei ordinatus
Lineage: Eukaryota; Metazoa; Chordata; Lepidosauria; Squamata; Anolidae
Source: RefSeq, a predicted model, not a curated record